Molecule: messenger RNA, 405 nt
Organism: Lathyrus sativus (Indian pea)
Lineage: Eukaryota; Viridiplantae; Streptophyta; Magnoliopsida; Fabales; Fabaceae
Source: the annotation of a GenBank genome assembly
AUGGAAAAGGAAGAAGAAGAUCGUAGAAGAGAAGCAGCAAUUUCGUCAUCACCUUGUUUGCAACCCAAUUUCAAUCCCAAACGCGUUACUCAGGAUCAACUUUCCAAGUUUCGUGAACUGCAUAGGAAGCGCUUACAACUAAAGUCUAAAUCAAAGUUUAAGACAAAACCUAAAGUUGAGUCAAAGAGGAAGGCACAAGGAAAUGAUCCGUAUAGAAACAACAGUGGAGCUCAAGGAUUCAAAGUUGAUAACGAAGAACAAAGCAUCUUGAAUAAUAUCGAAAGCUUUGAUUUGAGAAAUGAAGACUCAAAGAGUGGUGCAUCUGUUCCUUCUACAUCAAAGAAGCAAAAAUUGCAUUGGGGGCUAGAUACCAAGGAGAGGUGGGAGAGGAAAUCCAAUAUGUAG